Molecule: messenger RNA, 5221 nt
Organism: Athene cunicularia (burrowing owl)
Lineage: Eukaryota; Metazoa; Chordata; Aves; Strigiformes; Strigidae
Gene: TMEM245
Product: transmembrane protein 245
Exons: 19
Coding region: 1-2061 (686 amino acids)
Source: RefSeq, a predicted model, not a curated record
AUGUUGAGUUUUAUAUUCAGCAACCAGUGGAUAUGGACAUUGGUGGUUGGUUACCUGCUGAUGGUUUCAUUCAAGUGGAAUAUAAGCACUGAACGUUACUUAAAAGCUAUCUCUGUCCCUGUCUGGAUUAUGCUGCUCUUUCACUUAGCUUCUGUGGCAGGUUCCUGGAGAAUUCCUGUGUUUCUGGUUAUAGUUGUUCUGAUGACCGUAGGCAUGUUGCAUGAACAGCAGAAUGGAAAGGAGUCUUCUGGGGCAGAGCUUCCUGGUCAGAUGAUUUCCAUUGCUGCUUCAACAAUUGCCAUGGCAAUUUCGAUGACAGAAGAUGAGUCCAAUAAUGAAUGUUCCUCACAACCCUCAGGAGCAACAGAAGGUGAUCAGCCUCCACAUGCUUCAUCAUCUUUCUCCUCCUCUUCAUCCUCUUCUGGGAGCAGACAAAGACCUGAGAUUGGAUCUUUUCUUAGAAAAAAGAAAACUAGUGAUAUUUACUUUGUUACACUUGUGUGGGCCAUUGUCAUUGUCCAGAUCUGGCUAAAUUUCUGGAUUGUGCAGCUAUUGCCCGUGCCUUUUGCAGUUUGGGCACUUAAAAAGCUCGUGGUGCAUUUUGGAGUUUUGAACUUCAUGGCAAACCAUUGCAAAAGUUGGUGGCAACUUGCUGAAAAUUUUGUGAAGGAACGUCAGGAAGCUCUUGCUCCAAGGCCCAUCAGAGGUCUCGGAAGAGUCAUGCUAAAGCUUGACAGUAAGCUGUGGCACUGGCUUAAUAAGAAGAUCAUCGUGUGGUUGGAGAAAAUGCUAGAUAAAAUAAUCAGCAUUUUCAUAAUAUUUUUGCUAGUGAUAGGAACCCUUCUGCUAGCCCUCCUCCUUACUGCAAAGGUACAUCAAGAGAGUGUUCACAUGAUUCAAGUCACAAGCAGCUUGAUCAAUGAGACAGUAGCCAGUCACCCAGAAUGGGCAAACUGGCUCCCAGAAGCCCAGGUUAUUCAGAAGGCGCUCAAUUCGGCAGCUAAUAAUGUAUACCAAUAUGGCCGAGAAUGGAUUACACAUAAGCUCCAUAAGAUUUUAGGAGAAAAAGUGAAUAACACAGCUGUGAUUGAAAAACAAGUGCUAGAGCUCUGGGACAGGCUUUAUCACUCCUGGUUUGUGAAGAAUGUAACGCAUUCUGGAAGACACAAAGGACACAAAUGGCACAUAAACCGUCAAAACAGCUGGCUUGGUGAUAUUCUGGACUGGCAAGAUGUUGCAUCAUUUGUUCAUGAUAACAUUGAAACAUUUCUUUCGAUCCUGGAGUCUCUGUGGAUAGUGAUGAGUCGCAAUGUGAGUCUCUUGUUUACUACAGUUACAACAUUAGUGACAAUCCUCUUCCAUAGCGGGACAGCUCUUCUCAAUUUUGUGCUUUCAGUGGUGAUUUUUCUGACCACGCUGUUCUACCUGUUGAGUUCCAGUGAUGAGUACUACAAGCCAGUAAAGUGGGUGAUAAGCCUGACACCUUUGUCUCAGCCGGGUCCAUCCUCAAAUAUAGUUGGUCAAUCUGUGGAGGAAGCAAUAAGAGGUGUAUUUGACGCUUCCCUCAAAAUGGCCGGGUUCUAUGGACUCUACACUUGGCUGACUCAUACUAUAUUUGGGAUUAACAUAGUCUUCAUACCGUCUGCAUUAGCAGCAAUCCUUGGAGCCGUGCCAUUUCUGGGGACAUACUGGGCAGCCAUCCCUGCAGUCCUAGAUUUGUGGCUUGUGCAAGGAGAGGGAUGCAAAGCCAUUUUGCUCUUGGUUUUUCAUCUCUUGCCCACCUAUUUUGUAGAUACAGCAAUUUAUUCAGAUAUAUCAGGAGGUGGUCAUCCUUACCUGACAGGUCUUGCGGUAGCUGGUGGAGCGUAUUACCUGGGACUGGAAGGAGCCAUCAUAGGACCAAUUCUACUUUGCAUACUUGUGGUUGCUUCCAACAUAUAUAGUGCCAUGUUGGUGAGUCCAACAAAUUCAGUGCCCACUCCAUCACAAGCAGCGUGGCCAUUGCAGAUCUACCGGUCAUCUAGAGAGAGUCCUGAGGAGAUGAAAAUGUCUGCAGAGUGAUGAAGGUGCUGUGCUGCACCUAUUCAACGUGAGAGAAUGGCUAUCUUCUGUCUUGAGUUCACAACAGCCAUGGCCUUGUGUCCCUUUACAGCUGUGCCUAGGAGCAGCUCACAGGGAAGCAUAGCUUGGGUUUUGGAGAAACCACUUCUCGAACAUCUGCUGGCCUUACAUUACCGUGCACUUUGCCUCUUCAGGAAAGAAUGUCUACUUCCCAUGACUUUGCAUACUAAGACACAGUUCAGAUGCCUUCUUGAAGACCUUGCAGACCUUCUGUCUUCAUAAAAAGAAUAGUUAAGGACAGGUAUAUCCACUGGAGUCAUUCUCUUAUCUGCUGAAAUGGUUAACUCUACUUUUAUUUAUUGGGUUAUUUGUCUCAUUAAACUGUAGUAGCUUUAAAAAAAGCUAAUUCCAAAAUAUUUAUUCUCAGUUAAUCUGGUGGCAAAAAAGCUGUUAACCACUCGUUGUUAAGUGAAAGUAGAAGAUAAUUAUUUGCUGCUCCUCAAAGUAUUUCUUUAGAGGCUUUGACCAUCAUCUGUAACUCACAAUAACACUUAAAUAUUAUCCUCUUACAUGCACUGAAAUUUAAUGUUGUUGAAGACCGGUAUUUCUAACAUCUUCCUGAAGUUAGCAGACGUGUAUGUUGAUAAGUGUGGACUUUACUCAUACUGAAACAGGAGGCCUCAGUUACAUAGUUUAAAUCCUGCCCUCAUUUGCAGUGAAGUCUGAUAGUAUUUUGCUCUUUACCCACCAUCCCAGUGGACUCAUCUUGUCAACUCAGUUUAAUCAAAGGCCUUAAGUGUUUUCAGGCAGAGGUAAUGUACGAUUGUCACAUCUACUUCCAGUAAUGGAGAUUGUUUAAUGCUUGUUUUCAAAUGCUGUGGCUGACUUCAGUUAAUUAUUUUAACAAAUUUAUUUCCAAAGAGGAAGGGGAGAGAGUAUGGGUUUUGGUUUAUGUUAGGUUUGUUUGGGUUUUUUGUUAUUGAUUUUUCUUGUUUUCUUCCCUGUAAGACUCUGGCCAAAUAACUUACUAAGACGUAAGAUAUAUCUUAAUAAUAAACUGAGUUCUUAACUUCCCAAAAUGGUGUGUUGCCUAGGUCACAGCAUCAAACUCCUCUAGUGCUUUGCUUCCAUAUGUAAUUUUGCUUACAUUGAGUUUCGGUGACAUUUAAGGCCUUUUGUAUUGAUUGUAGAAAUAUUUUGCCACAAUGGAUCUUUUUAAAUGGAUCCUUUUCUAAGUAGGAAGUGGGUCUUUUUGUAGAAAUUUCAUACUUGAACAGCUUUUCCACAAAUACAGUGAGGCCCUGGGUACAAACAUCGAAGGUGCACAUGCUUAACCAAAGAACCACCUUUCAGUUUCUAGUAACUUCUCUUGAAUUCAUUUCAGAAUUGAUAAUGAGUUAUACAAAAUACAGGCAUGCUUUGCACUUAUUGUGCAAUUCAACACUUGGAAUAAAAAUCUGUUCUUAUCUAGGGAUGGGGAUAUCUAAGAUUUGCGUACAGACAGCUCUUCGUAACAUAGGUGUUUGUUUUACUGGAUUGCAGAAGUGCUGAUAGUUUGAGAAGGUUCUUAACUUCAUGACAUUGCAUGUAUUUUUACAUUGUUUCUAAAAAUAUAUUGCCAUAGAAAGUGAGUGGAAGGUACUCUGAUACCUACUAAGCAACAAGUCCUGCUAUAGGUUUGCAAUAAACAGGCUGCCUAUUAAGACACAAGUAUCCAACUCAUCAGAUUCUCAAAAUCAGCUGCUGCAAUUUUACAGAUGAAAUUUUAUGCUUAGACAGGGGGGGUUGAAUAUGCUGGUUGUAAACUUGCAGACUUACAGGUAUAUGUUUGGAGGACAGACUCAAGCUUAACCUAGUGGUUUGACUCAAGUUCACUGAAGUACGAAAACGUCCCAUUUAACAGUUUAAAUUCUGAAGGAGCUACACAUCAGUUCCAACAUUGAAUAGGAAGGAUGUAUUGUUUGAACUAAAUAACUGUCUUGUGCUUUCAUUCCAUUGGUUUUGUGGCUCACAUAAAAUCUUUAAUGAAACACAUUUUAAUAAUUGUUGCUGCCUAGGGUGGAGGAUGACAAAGAGCCUGAGUCUGUCCCUAAGAGUUCCUGCAACAUCCUAACCAGCUUGAAUGAGACCACCAUGAUACUAGGGACAUUUCUUUAAUAUAUUACUUUUUGUUUAGUUCACUGUUUUGCACUGAAAUAUUGUCAUCAUGACUUCUUGUAGACAGCAUUUAACAAAGAUUACUAGCAAGAAAUAUGUGUCUUUAAUGUAUUCCCAGUUUUCCAUUGCUCCUCUUUGUUCACUGGUCAAGACAUUUCUAUUUUCCAUAUUUGCUCUCCCAGUUACUUCUCAGACAAUCUUUCAGGUUCUUAUGAUACUCAACAUAGUCGUCUUAAAGAGUCAUUAUAAAGCAUCCUUCUAUUUGUCUUUUUCCUCCUCUCCCACCCUCUUCACCUGACCUCCUCAGAACAAAGAAGAGUGUCUGAAGAUGAAAAUUGUAUUUCAGAUAGUUACCUUCAAUAAUGGCAAAUAGGUAAAAUCAACUGAGAAGAUAUGUUGCUAUUUUUAAAUCUUCCUUUCCCAGUGUGAAGAGAAGGUAUUUUGUGUAGAGAAUUUAUAUCUGACGUACUCUUGUUAGUUUGUCCUCCUUUGAAAUGAGCCUUGAUACGGAUGCUUCCUGUUUCAAAUUCAGCUAAGACUUGCCAUGAAGAACCCUCCACAGCACAGUCUUUCUCAGUAAACGUAGCUCUUGCUGUACCUGAUUGGGGAACCAACUGUAUGGUUCAGUGGUAGUGCGGUAACAGUAUAUCGCCAAAAAGAAAAUAAAAAGAAGAUACAAAAUCUUCAAUAAUGCGUUUUGACAAUAUGAAAUAUUCACUGAAUUUCACUAUGUUUUAAAAAACCCCAACAAAUCACCACUGUAUGAAAAAGGAUACCUUGAUUCUUUUUUAGGGUUUGUCUUUAGUAACUAUUUAAUUACCAUUAUAAAUAGAAGAACUUGUCCUUGCAUAUUUAACAAUCUAUAUUAUUUUCUGACAAGGCUCAGCCUCUUUAAGAACAGUUUACAGAAACACAGCAUUGCAAACUCAUCAAGGUUGGAAAAGACCUUGAAGAUCAUCCAGUCCAACCAUUAACCUAACACUGACAGUUCCCAACUACACCA